Messenger RNA from Apaloderma vittatum (bar-tailed trogon), 1114 nucleotides. Its product is annotated as gap junction beta-6 protein. The coding region runs from base 1 to 792 and encodes 263 amino acids. The record is from RefSeq and is a predicted model, not a curated record. Gene Ontology annotation, biological process: cell communication. NCBI's taxonomy places the organism in Eukaryota, Metazoa, Chordata, Aves, Trogoniformes, Trogonidae. Gene Ontology annotation, cellular component: connexin complex. The transcript has a single exon.
AUGGAUUGGGGAGCUCUGCAUACCAUUUUAGGAGGUGUAAAUAAGCAUUCCACCAGCAUCGGGAAGAUAUGGCUCACAGUCUUGUUCAUCUUCCGUAUCAUGAUCCUGGUCGUGGCUGCAGAGAGAGUCUGGGGAGAUGAACAAGAUGACUUUAUCUGCAACACUCUGCAACCUGGUUGCAAGAAUGUUUGCUAUGAUCACUUUUUCCCCAUCUCUCACAUCAGACUCUGGGCCCUGCAGCUCAUCUUCGUUUCCACACCUGCGUUGCUGGUGGCCAUGCAUGUAGCUUACAGGAGGCACGAGAAGAAAAGGCAGUUCAGAAAGGGAGACCAGAAAUGUGAAUACAAGGACAUUGAAGAAAUUAGAAAACAGAGGUUUCGUAUUGAGGGCUCCUUGUGGUGGACAUACACCAGCAGCAUCUUCUUCAGACUGGUCUUUGAAGCAGUCUUCAUGUAUGCAUUUUAUUUCAUGUACGAUGGGUUUCGAAUGCCUCGCUUAAUGAAGUGUAGUGCUUGGCCCUGCCCUAACACAGUAGACUGCUUUGUUUCUCGACCUACUGAAAAGACGGUGUUUACUAUUUUCAUGAUUGCUGUGUCCAGCAUUUGCAUUCUUUUAAAUGUGGCUGAAUUGUGUUACUUACUGGCAAAAUUUUUCCUCAGAAGGUCUAAAAAAGCUGGAAAUCAAAAACAUCACCCCAACCACGAGAACAAGGAAGAAACAAAACAAAAUGAAAUGAAUGAGUUGAUAUCUGAUAGCUGUCAGAACACAGUUAUAGGAUUUACAAGUAGUUAAAGUGGUGUCGAUGCUGAUGUUCGCUCUUUUUGGAGGGAAUGUCCUUUGUUUAGAGGCUGCAAAUGAAAUUUGUUAUAUGAAACAAUUUAAGCUGGGUUAGACUUCAAUAUGUAGCGUCAGGUGUCAAUUACGCACAUCUGAAAAAAGUCAGGGCAGCCUAAGCAUGUGAAAAAUGCAUGAGGGUUAAAUAGCCAAGUGAAUCUUCUUCCUACGAGUACCCUUACAAACUGACUAUGACAAGCGGGAAACCUGCUAAUACAUCCUGAAAACUACAUGCAAUAGCAAUAAGAACAAAAUUCUUUCCAAGCUAGGCAUCCUAGUA